GCUACAGCAGAUCCACAACAAGAGCGCCGCGCGUGACUUUGUUUAAUGGCGGGAAAGUCAGCAAAUGCCUCUCUCGACGAAGAAAGGAAAAAAAACCUCGCAACCAAAUCUCAGAAAUCGGAAAAGAUGACUCUCACCCAUACCCUUAACGUUCUCGAUGAAAUCGAGUCUCUCGUCUCCGAUCAGCUUCAAGUGGUAUCUUACAAAUGGCUCAGUCGAAAUUUCUCCCUUUCAUCAAAUACUGCCAAGAGCUUGCUUAAGGAUUUUGUUGAGAAACAUGGCAAGGGUUUUGAAGUUGUAUAUAUUGUGUCCGGCUGCCUAAAGAACAGACCUUCCGAUUACUCCGUAAAGCUUGCUUCCAGUACCCAACUUCCAGAAGUAGAGAAAGAGUUCAAUGGAAAAUAUUCAGUACAUAUCUACAGUGUUCAAGCUAGUAUACCAAUGGAUCCAGCAGCUAUAUGGAAUGCUGAAUUUGUACAAGCAGAAGAACUCUCCAGGCAGCCUUCUGCCACUGAUAAUUGCUUGAGAGGCAACAGGUUUUGUGGCAUCUCCAAUUCUUUUGUAAAGCGUAACGUAGAGGGAACCACUGGCAAUGUUACAGCCCCACGAAUUGAAAGUGUGAGAACUACAGUACAACCUAAAAGUAGCUUAGAUUUUCAAAAGGGUACAGUUCUAUCAAACCAGGGAAAGAGAGCUAAUGUUAGCCAUCAGGCUAAGAGUGAAACUAAUGCUGCUCCAGCUCAAAACCAGUCUGUGAAGUCCUCUUCGGAUAAAGAAAAAUCUUUUCAUGUACCCCCUAAUAAGAAGAAUGGGCAGGGCGAAAAGAGCGUGGCCGGAACUGGUGGUUCAUUGAAAAAUAUGUGGGGCCGUGUGCCUGUGAAAACGGAAGAUGAGUCUGCGAAAAUAGAGGUUAAAAAUCCUAUUACUGAUCAUUCGGAAGACCAAAAACCUUCUCAUGAUGCUGACAAUAAGGGCGGCAGCGAUGAUGAUAAUGAAGAUGUCAAUUUCAAGAGAGCGUCUAAGAGUGAGAACAGAAAAAGGAAGGCGAUAUUUGAUUUUUCAGAUGAAGAGUAUGAAGAUGUUAUCAGCUUAGCAUCUCCUAGCAGUCCAAAGGUUAAUUCACGUCCAGAUGGUGAACUCAAUUCCGAGGAUUCAGGUCCAGAGAAGCCUGAUUCAGGUCCAGAGAAGACUGACGCAGGUGUUUCUCGAGAGGUAAAAUCUGAUGAACCAGAGGUCAGCAAAGAAGACAGGGAAAAAACUGCUUCUAUUGAUGCUUCUACGACUUUGUCAAUGGAGAAGAUCCAGACCAUUGGUUCUGAAGCUGAAGUUAAACCCUCAAAGGGAAAAAUUACUGAAGCUCCUAGCUUACAGAAAAGGAAAAAGACGUUGAAGACACGUAUUGACGAACGUGGAAGAGAAGUAACCGAGGUAGUGUGGGAGGAGACAGAAACGAAGGUGAAGAAGGAAGACGACACUGAUACAAGUAAGAAGCUAAAUGAUGGCAAAAACGCAAAUGCUGUUAAUAGAGCACAGAAGAAGAUCCCGGCCAUUGGAAAUGCGGCAGCCACAAACAUUGGCGGAAAAGCAGGAAGCAAGAAAGGAGGAAACGUUAAAGAUCCAAAGCAAGGGAACAUAAUGUCAUUCUUCAAGAAAGUUUAAAAAGCAUUCUGUUUUUGUUUUUUUUUGUUACAGCCGAGUUUGAUUAAGGAUAUCAAAAUCAGAACGUGGCUUUCAUCUGAUUGUAUGUUUGAAUCCGUUAUGUCUUAUACUAGUAGAAGUUAUAACUCUUGAGCCGUUCGUUAAUUAAAUUAGAUU
This is a messenger RNA of Camelina sativa (false flax), 1815 nucleotides long. RefSeq lists its product as uncharacterized. Gene Ontology annotation, biological process: nucleotide-excision repair, DNA gap filling; DNA strand elongation involved in DNA replication; DNA replication. Gene Ontology annotation, molecular function: DNA-directed DNA polymerase activity. The record is from RefSeq and is a predicted model, not a curated record. Lineage: Eukaryota; Viridiplantae; Streptophyta; Magnoliopsida; Brassicales; Brassicaceae. Gene Ontology annotation, cellular component: delta DNA polymerase complex; nucleus.